Messenger RNA from Plenodomus lingam JN3, 102 nucleotides. Lineage: Eukaryota; Fungi; Ascomycota; Dothideomycetes; Pleosporales; Leptosphaeriaceae. The record is from RefSeq and is a predicted model, not a curated record.
AUGGGCUUGACUCUCUCACAUUUCUGUGCAGGCCUGCGGACGACCAAGGAUCGCGUUUUUGGGACGGAAUAUCGUGACUGGCCAUGUACGAGCGUGUUCUAA